GAAGUGAUCAUUUUCGAAUAUUCAAGGUCAGAGUUUUUUAAUGAAAAUAGCAGAUGUUGAACAGUGCGCUUUUAAUUCAUGGUAUCACACUUUUGAAUCUUACACUCAAGAAAGUAUAUUUAUAAAUCUCCCAGAUGACCUUAUAGCUUCAUUGACAAAUGACGAAUUCAUUCUCCCUAAAAGUGCAAAACCAACAAACGGAUAUCUGUCGGACCUAGACAAUGACGGCAUUUGGUCAGACUAUUCCGAUACUGAUGAAAAGAACUCAGAGAGACCAGAAUUUCCUCAGUUCGAAUCUCAGUUGAAAAGUAUCAUCCGGAAGUUAGGUGGUGUUGUAUUUCCGAAGUUAAAUUGGAGCGCCCCAUCUGAUGCUUCUUGGAUGUCUUUCGAUGGGUCACUGAAGUGCAAAACGUUUUCCGAUAUUUAUCUACUCCUUAAAUCUUCAGAUUUCGCAGCACAUGACUUGACUGCUCCUUUCGCUCUGUGUACAGAUACUCCAGCAGAGAAAAAUUGCUGUCUUUUCAAUUCCAAACCGAUUCUUGUUCUACGAAGGUGGUAUGACUUUCGUCCUGAGGAAGAAUUCCGAUGUUUCAUUAAAUCAAAAGUCCUUAUUGCAAUUUCCCAACGAAAAUGUGAUGCCUAUUUCAAAAUAAUUGAAGAACAGAUAGAAAACAUCAAAUACGACCUUGUGGAAUUCUUUAAUCGAAAAAUAAGAAAUCAUUUCAAAUCAGAAAACUAUACAGUUGACUUAUACAGAGAAUCAUCGGACGAUGGUAAAAUGCGUAUUCAAAUAAUUGAUUUCAAUGUAUUUGGUCCACCAACUGAAGCACUUUUAUUUCAGUGGUCAGAAUUGGAAAAUGAUGUACAUAAAAAUGAUACUAUUCCGUUAUUUCGCUACCAAAGUGACCAAAAUAUCCGUCCAAAUUCAGUGAAUCAAUACAGCGUGCCAAUCGAUUUGAUCGAUAUUGCUUCAGGAUCUGAUCCCGUUAAGGUGAUGGACUUCAUUCAAGCUAAAGUAGAAAGUCAGAAACAGUCGUGAAAUUGUAUUUUCUAUGUAUCUGUUAUUUUUCAAUAUUUCAAAUAAAAAAAUACAUUUUUCUUAGAUC
This is a messenger RNA of Schistosoma mattheei, 1106 nucleotides long. The record is from the annotation of a GenBank genome assembly. NCBI's taxonomy places the organism in Eukaryota, Metazoa, Platyhelminthes, Trematoda, Strigeidida, Schistosomatidae.